AUGAUAGAUGAUUCAAAUAAAAGUGCUAACUCCCCUUCCUCCGUAAGCGAAAAUAAUAUUUUUGUUCGCUCAAGGAGGGGGUUAAUUUUUUUAAAAAACAUUAUAUAAAAUUUUAUAGUAAAAUUGUUUUUUUCCCAAUUCGAAAAAAUCGAGAAGCAAAAAUUAAACUUAAUUUAUAAAAUUAUGUUUUAAAAUGCAAGCUGUUUUAAAUUCGACAGACUUAUAUAACAAAAUAAUUUUUAAUAAAAAAAUUUUUUGUUCACUCGCGGAUGGAGGCUUUUACCAAAAAUAGAGAUUUUUUCAUAUGUUUUGCUCGUUCACAGAAUUGGGAAGUAGGCCUUUGAAUGGCAACACUAUUCCAAUAAAAGGAAAUUCUUUAUUGAGAGAUCUUUCGGGUACUUAUUCAACUACUGAUUCAAAUCAUAUGAGAGUAGAUCUCUAUACUAAGAUUUAUAAGCGAAUUAGACCCAAAUCAUCAAAAACUUAUAGAAAAUCUACAGCUAGGACAGCAAGCAACGAUAAUGACUCAGAAAAUGCCCCUUCAUUACUCCUUACGCAAAUAAGGCCUUCUACAAGGUCAACAAGUAGAAUUUCACAUAAGCCUCCUGGUCUCCCUAAGGCAGGCCAACUUGUAACACAUAUGAAAUCUUUAUUAUAUGAUUUUCACAAAUUAAUGAGUGACAAAAGCGAGCUUAUUCGUGAUUUAGCCACUUAUGAGAAUAAUUUUGCUAGCUCUCCUCUUGGCUAAUGAGCAGAGCCAUUAGAAAAAAAUAUACCUUUUUUGGAAAAUUAAUUGCACUUUGUAAGCGAAUGAAAAUUUUUAAAGCAAUUAUAUAUAAAUAAUAAAUAUAAUUUAAUAAUUGUAAUAAUGAGCUCUCCAGCAUUUAUAUUAAAUUUUAAAUAGGCUUUACAUCUUAUAAUAUAAUUUUUAUAAAUAAAGAUUUUUCAUUUCAAAUAUUUAAAAAUUUAAAUUUAAUAUCGGUCAAAAAUUAACCCCCUUUAGGCGAAGAAAAAUUCUGCAACUAGCCAAGGGGGAGUAAAGAAAAUGAAUUAUUUGUAAUGCUAGAGAGGUUAAGACUCAAUGCAGUUUCAUUGCCUGAACAAGAAAAACUAACUCAAGAACAAUUUAUGGAUAAUAAGGUUUUAGAGAAAUUGAAUAAAGGGCUAAGCUCUAUAGUUUCUCUUGAAAGAGAAAACCUCAAAACCGAUGAAACUUCUGUCGAAAAUGAAGAAUUUUAUGUAAGAAAAAGUUUGCAAUUCCAAAAACUAGAUAUCGUUUACCAAGGAAUUUUUAUUAUCUCUAGUGUAUCUACCUUAAUAAAUAUAAGGAGUGAUAAAUGAUUAGAGCAUCUAGAAAUUUCUGCUCAUCCAAUCAAUGGACCUGCUUUGCAGCUGAAUCUUCGUUUAUCGAUUUCUAAUACUUAUCAGAACCAAAAACAAAUUUUUCGCAUCAUUACAAAGAAAAUUCUUCCACACUUAUACUACAAAUACAUUGAUAAUUCUAUGUGUAUUUUUUAUGAUGAAAGGCAUGGGUCAACAUUUUAUAGCAUUAUAUGCAAAAUUAAAGGUCUAGGACAAUGCUCUGUAGAAAUUACAGAAAAUGAGAAUGAAGUACGUAUAGAGCCAAGCAUAAUUGACCACGCCUUAGAAGUACCAAGAAGUGUUAUCACCCAUGAGCCUACUGUAUUUAAAGUGAAACCAAGCCACAUCGCUUAUCUUAUAUCUAAAUAUAUGUGCUAUGUGCAUCUUAAUAGGUCUUUAUUUUGGAUUGAAGGGGAUAAUCAAGAUUUUAUUUAUUUACGCCUGCAAGCGCUUUAAAUUUCAACAAAAUGUUGGCUAAAUUUCAAUUUUUUGGUUUAAUUUAAUAAAUAUAUAUUAUAUAUUAAUUUUGUUAAGGUUUCUAAUAUAAAUUGUUUUAAAAAAAAAUUACCCCAAUUAAAUUGGGGAAUUUUAUUUUUAUCAAAAACUAAAUGAGAGGAGUUAGAAAAAGAAAGCCAAUCAAAGCUGAUGAAUGAUGAAUACUUAAAAGAAAUGCUGGACAAUACAAAUUUCAUAACACUUUAUAAAAUUGAAUUUUGUAAAGAUGGGAAGGUAUUUAAGCUGUCUGUGAUCGGGACAAAUCAUAUCGUGAAGUUAAAAGCAGAAUGGGGAUCAGAAUCAGUAGAUAUUCCAAAGGAUUCAAAAUAUUUCAAUUAUUUAGUACAGUUGCAGUCUUUUAAUAUCAGAAAGGGAUUUUCGACAGUGAAAAAUUCGCUGGAGUUAGAAUAUUUCUUUAUGAAAGUUUUUCCUAGAGCCUUUAGACAAACAGGAUGGAGAUUUUUCCUUACAAAGUUUGUUAAAUAA
Molecule: messenger RNA, 2343 nt
Organism: Blepharisma stoltei
Lineage: Eukaryota; Ciliophora; Heterotrichea; Heterotrichida; Blepharismidae
Source: the annotation of a GenBank genome assembly